This is a messenger RNA of Lucilia sericata (common green bottle fly), 1687 nucleotides long. Its product is annotated as cytochrome b5-related protein. The record is from RefSeq and is a predicted model, not a curated record. Gene Ontology annotation, biological process: lipid metabolic process. The transcript is spliced from 4 exons. Gene Ontology annotation, cellular component: mitochondrion. Bases 208 to 1608 code for a protein of 466 amino acids. Gene Ontology annotation, molecular function: heme binding. Lineage: Eukaryota; Metazoa; Arthropoda; Insecta; Diptera; Calliphoridae.
UUGUGUGUAAACAAACUAGAAACAUUGUUUUCUGAAUACUCGAUCGGUUCAAACGAGCGACGAAGAGUUAAUGCUCCCAACCGGCGAAACAGCAAAAAAAUAAAACAAUAAUUUAGAUUAAACAUGAAUGACCUCUCUAGUUAAUGAAUUUAUUAAAAUAUAUAUAGUUGUGUUGUUGUGAAACGAAAUAUUGUUGAAAAUACUCACAUGAAGUUAUCGAAUUUGUGGAAAGUUUUAUUUAAAAGAAAAAAAUCGAAAAUGUCUAAAGUAAAUAAGGAAAAAUCUAGCAAUAAAUUCACAGAUGAUUGGAGGCGUUCGAAUAUUUCUAGGACAAUUCCAUCAUAUAGAAAUCAUCCAUUUAUAACAACUGAAAGCUGGUUAGAGGGCAAACACAUUGACGAUGAGGCUGAAGGACUGUGGCGUAUCUACGAUACCUUAUACGAUUUUACACCCUUCAUUUCUAAACAUCCGGGAGGUUCAUUCUGGUUAGAAAAAACCAAAGGUACCGAUAUUACAGAACCAUUUGAGACACAUCACAUUAAGGGAAUUUCUCCACUACUAUUGCAAAAGUAUAAAAUACGUGAGGCAUUGAAACCAAGAAAUUACACCUUCACCAUGCAUGAAAAAGGCUUUUAUAAAACACUUAAAAGUCGAGUCGCUGAAACACUAAAGGAUUUAGAUUAUACACCCGUUGAAAAGUCAAAUUUAUUCCAUUUAACUCUUCUGAUCUCCACAUUAGUGUGUUCCAUACUAUCAGCCCUUAAUGCUGGUGUAAUAUUUGAACUUAUUGCGGCUUUAUCUCUAUGUUGGCUGAGUACUUCUGCUCAUAAUUAUUUUCACCAAAAAGAUAAUUGGCAGAUGUAUACUUUUAAUUUUACACUAAUGAAUUUUGCCGAAUGGCGCAUUUCGCAUGCGAUAUCUCAUCAUGUUUAUACUAAUUCACUAUACGACUUGGAAAUGUCUUUGUUUGAACCCUUCUUAUGUUGGAUUCCCAAUGAACAUAUUUCCUCCAAAGUUAAACGAAUUUUAUCGGUGAUAAUACAGCCCAUAUUUUAUGUUGCCAUAUUUCCCUUCCACUUCAUACAAAGACUAUUACGUUCUGUUUUUGUAAAAAAUGAACUAUUGUGGCAUGAUGUUAUCGGUUUCUCUUUACCUCUCUUAAUGCUUAUUUGCUCCAACUCUUCUUUAACAAAUGUUUUACUGCAUUGGUCUCGUAUUAUCGCUAUCGGUAGUUUUCUAUUCGGUUUAAUUGGUCUUAAUGCUGCCCAUCAUACACCAACUAUUUAUCAUGAUGGUGAUGCCAAUCGUAAAGAUCGCGAUUGGGGCCUUUAUCAAUUGGAUACUGUUAUAGAUCGUGGUGAUAUUAAGGGAUCUCAAUUUAUGGUUCUUACUCAUUUUGGUGAACAUGCUUUACAUCAUUUAUUUCCCACUCUGGAUCAUGGUGUUCUACCACAACUGUACCCAGUGUUUAGAAAAACACUUGAAGAAUUUAAAGAAGAGCUGCGGGAGUGUACAUUUUUGGAACACAUUAUUGGUCAAAAUAAGCAGUUGUUGAGAACGAAACCGAAUCCAGUACCACCAUGCGAAAGAAAUAAGAAAAGUAAUUAAGAGAAGAAUUAAGUGUCUAUUGGGGAUGUCAGAAAAACGGUUAAGGUGUGAUAAAAAUAAAUUAUUUUUAUAAAAAAUU